This is a messenger RNA of Adineta ricciae, 1209 nucleotides long. The record is from the annotation of a GenBank genome assembly. NCBI's taxonomy places the organism in Eukaryota, Metazoa, Rotifera, Eurotatoria, Adinetida, Adinetidae.
AUGUUACUUACAUGGAUUAAUAUAUAUUAUAAAUGCCAACUGACCGUCAAUCAGUCCACAUCUUCAUCUUGGGAACAUAAUUCAUCUCAAACGGAGAAAUUAGGAAGCACUUUGACGUAUUCUACUGAUCGAAAAAUGAAACCAAUGUAUAUUUUUGUGCAUGCUCCAAAAACGGGUGGAACAAUUAUUCGUGUAAUUUUAAAUCAUUGGUGUCUUGCUACUAACAAAAUUUGCAGAGAACUUAUUAUCGCAGACCAGUAUGGUGAUAUACGAGAACUUCGCGCAAUGAAUGCAUCAGAACUUAAUCAAAUUGACGUGCUUAUAGGACACAUUCCAUAUGGAGUCCAUCACAUGAUGAAGUUGAAGCGACCAGUCAAAUAUAUAACUAUAAUUCGAGAUCCUGUUCAACAGACAAUUUCCGCUUUUCAUUUUCGAAGAUAUUCUGCUCAUCACCUUGCGGGAGCGUUCGCUUUACAAUCAGUAAUACAUCAGUUAAAUAAUACAUUACAAUGUGGAACUACAUCACUCGAUUGUACUUAUGAUAAAUUUCAGUUAAAUCAUAAUCGAAAUGCCGUUAUCAGUUAUUUAACUAGAAAUCAAACUUCAUUCCCUAAUGCGAAAGGAUGUUUCGCUGGUCUUGGAGGUACAGAAGGAUGGUCCCAAUUCGCGAACGCUGUCGUCAAUCAGGCAUGGAAAUCUGACUGUAGAGGAUCUCUGGAUCAGAUACUAGGAGAGUCUUUUCAACAGUUUUUGAAAGCAAGUAUCGACUCACAGUUAAUUCAGAAAGACUAUGGAUCACGAUGGACUUUUGGGAACAAUCCUGUUACUACUUUGUUCUGUUGCUAUCAUUUUUGGGAAAAUACUAUUUCAGAAAAAGAUCAGAGAGAACAAAGGGCAAGAUGUCCGCAUAUUCGAAAUGACAAAACCAAAAAUUGUGCACUUGACAAUAUGAACCAAAUUGACUUAAUACUUAUCAAAGAACAAACAAAACUAUCAUUACAGCUUUUGGAAGUUUUCUUAAAUUGGACUAUACCAGCAGAACUAAAACGAUUGCGUAUAAACGAAGCAGUCUAUGUAACUCCAAAACCUCCUCCAAUAAAGUUUGAAGAUUUGGUUUUUGCUGAGAAAUUAACAAAGCUUGAUCGCAUCAUUUAUCAAACUGCUGUAUUGAAAUUUUGGACAAAUGUCCACUCCCGUGAAUUACUUUAA